Molecule: messenger RNA, 1377 nt
Organism: Clonostachys solani
Lineage: Eukaryota; Fungi; Ascomycota; Sordariomycetes; Hypocreales; Bionectriaceae
Source: the annotation of a GenBank genome assembly
AUGUCACUUCCGAUUCUUCCUAUCGAGCUUGUGAGCCGUAUAAUCAGCUCUCUUCAACGGCCCCACCAAGUACGUGCCGUGUGUCGCCAAUGGAAUUCACUGGCCAUCAAGUACGCAUUCCACACAGCUACCUUGCUCCCAACAGAAGCCGGUUAUCGGAAAUGGAACGCUGUAAUGGAUAGUUCUCAGCUCAAAAAGGCCAUACGAACUGUCAUCAUCUACAGUCAUGACCCUGAUACUGUCGAAUCGUCUGGGUUUGAUUGGUGUGAAGACGAAGAGGACAACAACUAUACCCCGUUCCAGAAGGCUGUCUCGCGUAUAAAAGAACUAGAUCUUGUUUCCAAGGUCUCCAUUAAAUUUUCUCAUGAAAGUUAUGGAGUGCAGGGUGGGUAUUGUGAAGUAGAGACAAAAGAGGCCAGAGAGAAGACAUUGAUUACUGUCUUCGAGGCCAUAAAGACACGCGCGGAAGAGAAACCUGAUAAAUCUACGAUACACGCUCUCUCCUUACAGAAUCUACAAAACUAUCCGCUUCCGGAAUUUACGUCCAGCGAACUCUUCAAGGCUGUCACCAAAGACAUUGACGAACUUCACCUCGACAUCAAAGAAGAGCACAACAGCCAUGGUCCCGACUGGGAUAUCUACUUGCCUGAACUUGUGGAAUUCACGCCUUAUCUCCAAGAGCACUGGCUCGCCCCCCUGUCCGGACAACUCACCAAGUUGUCUCUGUACUUUACAGAAUUUUGGGGCACCAUGCCUGGAACCUUUCAUGGUCACGGUUUGGACUUCCCACGACUGCAAACCCUCACUCUGGGCCAACUCGCUAUCUCGCACCACGACCAUCUGGACUGGGUCCUGCGACAGAAGACUCUCAAAACUUUACGCUUUGAGAGAUGCGUCAUCUGUCCUUACAUUCGAACAGAGUCGGACAAGAUAGGUGAAUGGAGAAUCCCAACAGAUGACUGGGAGGAGCUUCCUCGUGGUGCGUACGGAUUCGAGAUGGACGAUGACGCCCUUUACUAUUUCCCAGGAACUUGGGAGUCCAUGUUUGACAAGAUCCGCACAAACCUCCCUCAGCUUGUGGAUUUCCAGUUCAGUUGGCCUUCUUGGACACCUGUUAUGUUUGACGACCAAACACACUUGGGAACUGAGCUAUCCAACUCCCGGUAUCUUGUCUUUGACAUCGGCCUUUGCCCCAGUCGCUGGAUUGAAGCAGGGCACGACGGAAUAUUAAGCUUCGGAGAUGACGAUCCCACGGUUGUGGACGAGGAGAAUUCGGAAACUCGGGACCCCAAGGAGCUGAAUCGCCAUAAGGAAACACUGGCUGGUGACCAAAGGGCAUUUGAGGAACUGCUGAAAGCAACCUAUAAAAGGCAGUGA